AUGAAAUCCGCCUUCACUCUCGCUACUCUCGCGGCGAUCGCUGCUGCUGCCCAGGAGUUCACCGUCUCCCCUGAUUACAAUAACUCGACCACCACCAUCCCCGUGCCUCCUGGUAGCACUGACAAGGGUCCUAACGAGGGCAAGACCACGACCAUCCCUGUGCCUCCUGGUAGCACUGACAAGGGUCCUAACGAAGGCAAGACCGAGACUGUGCCUGGUCCCAUUCAGUACACUACCACCACCAUUGAAUGCCCUGUUUGUGAAGGUGGCUUCAGUACUACCACCAUCCCUGUGCCUCCUGGUAGCACUGACAAGGGUCCUAACGAAGGCGAGACCAAGACCAUCCCUGUGCCUCCUGGUAGCACUGACAAGGGUCCUAACGAAGGCAAGACCACGACCAUCCCUGUGCCUCCUGGUAGCACUGACAAGGGUCCUAACGAAGGCAAGACCACGACCAUCCCUGUGCCUCCUGGUAGCACUGACAAGGGUCCUAACGAAGGCAAGACCGAGACUGUGCCUGGUCCCAUUCAGUACACUACCACCACCAUUGAAUGCCCUGUUUGUGAAGGUGGCUUCAGUACUACCACCAUCCCUGUGCCUCCUGGUAGCACUGACAAGGGUCCUAACGAAGGCGAGACCAAGACCAUCCCCGUGCCUCCUGGUAGCACUGACAAGAGUCCUAACGAAGGCAAGACCACGACCAUCCCUGUGCCUCCUGGUAGCACUGACAAGGGUCCUAACGAAGGCAAGACCACGACCAUCCCUGUGCCUCCCGGUACCACUGACAAGGUGCCUCCUCCCGCCCCUACCACUCUUGCUGACAUUUCGAGACAGCCCGAACCUUCUUCGACCGGUGUGAUUGUUACGCCUCAAGUCGAAGAAGCCAACGGUGCUGCCAAGUUCGGUGUUGGUGCUGCGGCUGCCAUUGCUGCCAUGGCCAUGAUUGUUUAA
Messenger RNA from Diutina rugosa, 951 nucleotides. RefSeq lists its product as uncharacterized. NCBI's taxonomy places the organism in Eukaryota, Fungi, Ascomycota, Pichiomycetes, Serinales, Debaryomycetaceae. The record is from RefSeq and is a predicted model, not a curated record. The coding region runs from base 1 to 951 and encodes 316 amino acids. The transcript has a single exon.